Messenger RNA from Cooperia oncophora, 1365 nucleotides. Lineage: Eukaryota; Metazoa; Nematoda; Chromadorea; Rhabditida; Trichostrongylidae. The record is from the annotation of a GenBank genome assembly.
AUGCAUCCCGAAAAUGCUCCCACAGUGCCCAAUCAACUCACGAAGGCUAAGAUCAUCUCAAAGCUUCAUCAACACGAGCAAAUUCUUCGUGAACAGAAAAGGAGCCGUCGAGGAAAAAUGGAAUGGACCCCUUUACCGCAGUCCAUUCACGCUGCCAACACAAUCAAUCCUAUUAGGAGAAUCGCUGACGCAGUAUCGGUAGCACCGAAUCCUGAUAAGGCACCAAUAAAAAUGCAUCUAGGCGAUCCUAGCCUAACUGGACGACUUCCGCCUUGUCCAGUGGCCAUUGAAGCUGUUCAAGAGUCCCUGAACUCUCAAAAGCACAAUGGAUAUGGUCCUGCCGUAGGAGAACUGGCUGCACGUGAGGCAGUUGCUCGACGGUACACCACCAAUGGGGCUCCUAUAACGGCUGACGACGUGAUUCUUGCUAGCGGAUGCUCUCAUGCUAUACAAAUGGCUAUCGAGGGCCUGGCAAAUCCUGGAGACAACAUUCUGAUACCCCAUCCCGGAUUUCCGCUAUAUUCCACGCUCUGCAAGCCACAUGGAAUCGAGGACCGCGCCUACAGACUAGACAUGAAGAACGGAGGGUUGAUUGAUUUGGAACAUCUCGAGUCGUUGAUUGAUGAACGUACGCGUGCUCUGAUUGUCAACAAUCCAGGCAACCCAACCGGUGUCGUCUUCCCCAAAGAGCACUUGGAGGACAUCUUGGCGUUGGCGUAUCGCUACCACCUCGUGAUCAUCGCUGAUGAAAUCUAUGGAGAUCUCACCUACGACGGUGCAACGUUUCACCCACUUGCGACGCUCUCCCCUAAGGUACCAAUCAUAACAUGCGACGGCAUCGCGAAACGUUGGAUGGUACCCGGAUGGCGACUGGGAUGGCUCAUUGUUCACGACCGCCAUCGUGUACUGAGUGAAGUUCGAAAAGGACUGGUCGCCUUGUCACAAAAGAUCGUUGGCCCGUGCGCUCUGAUCCAAGGAGCUUUACCAAAGAUCUUGGCCGAAACGCCAGAGACGUACUUCGAGUACAAUCGUCAAGUGAUCUCUAAGAACGCUAAUAUUGCCGGCAAACUGCUGAAAGGUCUGGAAGGAGUGCAUUGCCUUCAACCUCAAGGAGCCAUGUACAUGAUGAUCAGUAUCGACAGAUCUUUGUACGGAGACGAUCUGAAAUUCGCAUCGGAUUUAAUCCAGGAGGAAUCCGUGUACUGCCUGCCUGGAUCAGCGUUUUCAGCGCCUGGCUGGAUUCGACUGGUUAUCAUCCACUCGGAAGAAGUGACCGAAGAUGCUAUGCGCCGAAUUCGAGAGUUCUGCGAGCGACGGCUCGCGCAGGAGUUUCCAGAAAGCGAAGAAUUAUCGUCUGAUAUUUGA